Blepharisma stoltei is the source of this 3020-nucleotide messenger RNA. The record is from the annotation of a GenBank genome assembly. NCBI's taxonomy places the organism in Eukaryota, Ciliophora, Heterotrichea, Heterotrichida, Blepharismidae.
AUGAAGCCUGCCUGAUAUUCUUUGAUUCUUCUUUUCAGUACUUUAUUUUGCACACAUUUAUUUUUAGGUGAAAGCCAAGUUUACAAUGUUUUGGUAGAAAACUCGGCCUUUGAAAUUGAUUUAGAAAAUUCUUACUGCAAAGGAAAAAUUGAAGGGUUUGAUAUUGAGGUGUGUAGGAAUAUGUUGAAGAAGCCGCAUUAUAUUUGACUGUUUUUAGACGCCUUUGCAGCAUUUCAGUCUGGAGAUUUAGCCUCAUAUGUAAAUAAUUCUGCCUAUUACAAUGUGAAGUUCAGUGGAUAUCCACAAUCCGCCACAAUCCAUGCUGAGCAAGUCACAGGAAAAGUAUCCAGAAACCUUGUAGGUGCUAAAUUACUAUCAGAAACUGCAAUAGACCAAAUGAAAGGAAAAUUAAACUAUUAUGUAGGGAACAAUUUCCCUUUAAUAAAUUUACUAGGAGAAGAAAGGUUUGCAAAGGUGUAUCAGUUUAAUGUGAGGGAACAGUAUCCUUUUAAAACGUUAGAAAGAGCUUCUGGAAUGUUUGGAAGCUCUUUUAUAAGACCUGAUUUGACGAAGAAUGGAGAAAUUAAAGGAACUUCCAAUGCUAAUAAAUUUGUCAUAGAAAAUUCAGAGGAGCUAUUAGAAAAUGGCAAUAUAAAAAGCAUUGAAUCAUUGUUAAAGUCAUUUCUUGCCUAUGAUGAUAUAAAUUUAGUUUACUAUUCUACCAUUAUGGACAGCUAUAAUCACAACUACGCUGCCUUCUCUAUUAAAACUUUAUCUGUCGCAUCAGCUUUAUUAGGUGAUAUUAAAGCAAUUAUUCAAAUUUUAGAAAAAACUGAAAUGGGAGAUAAAUACGUUUUAUUUGUGUCUAGUGAUCAUGGAGGACAAUGAGAUUUCGGAGAAGACGAAGUCUGUAACCAUGGCUGCAAUAUGGAUAAAGGCAAUGAAGGAUUUCUAUAUAUCUAUAACAAAGGGUCGAUAGGAAAUUUUCGUGGAGAAAUCAAGCAUGAAGAUAUUGGGCCAAUUGUCAGUCAAUAUAUAAAUAAUGCAGGACUACCAUCUAGAGCAGGCGGGUUUCCUAACUCCCCCCCCUCCGUGAGUGAACAAAAAAAUUUUGUUCACUCACGAAGGGGGGUUAAUUUUUUUUUUUUCGAAAUUUUAAAAAAAUCCUAAUUCACAAAAAUUGGAAAGCAAAUAUUAAUUUGAUUUAUAAAAUUUAUGUUUUAAAAAGCAAUUCGUUUAAAAUUAAACAGAAUUAGCUCUAGAUUUCAUUAUAUAAUAAUUAUCAUUUAUAUAUCAAAUAUUUUUUCCAUAAAAAAAUUUUUCUAUUAAAAAAAUUUUUGUUCACUCACGGAGGGUGGGUUUUUGGGCAAAAAAUAGGGAUUUUUCUAAUGGUUUUGUUCACUCACGGAGGGGGAGUAAGAAAAUCAGUGAAGGAGGUAAAAUUUAUAUAGAAAAAUUCGAGCUUAUGAAUUUCCGAGCCAAAGAAAUCCAGCUGCUUAAUUAUUUGAAUUAUUUGGAUGGUGGCAAUCGGAACCUCAAGCUAAUGAUGGGCAGAAAAUAUGAUUUCGCUAUAAAAGAUAAAGAAAUUGUAGCCUCUCUUAAUGAGGAAUAUCCUGAAUAUUUAAAAAACCUACAAAGGCAAGCAGAAAACUUAGAAACCUCCAAAGAAGCUUACGUUUUGCUCAUUUUAAGUUUCGUUGCCAUUAUUUAUUGGAUUUAUUGUAUCAGCAUUGAAAUACAGAUAAAUGUGAUUUUAUUAUUUAUAGAGCAUGUUUUUAUAUUGUUUUUUGGUGGACUGACUGGUAGGGUAGAGCGGACUCUUUUUUGGCCUUUAGUGCUUUUCCACAUACUGAAUUUUAUAUCAUCAUUUGUCAAAGUAAAAUCUGAUUUAUUGUCAUUUUCGCCAUAUUCUACUUAUAAAUCAAUAUUAGCCUACAUAUAUUCCCUCGGAAAAGGAAGAGUUUUUACUAUUCAUGACAUCAAGCCUAUCACAAGCUUAUUAAAUAUUCUUCUCUUAUUAUCCAGCCAUUACGAUUAUUUUGUUAUAAAAGACUAUACUUUAUACUGAUUCCAUUACUCUGCACUACAAUUCUUAUACUUAUACGAUAUCAAGUCUAUUAAAGGGAUUUGGCACUAUAUUUUGCUUAUUUUUGGGGAGUUUUCUAUAGCUUUAAUGAUAAUUUAUGAACAAAUAACAGACUAUUCUAUGACUGACCAAACGCCGAAUAUGAUAUCGUUAUUUGCAGAUUUUUGAACUUUACCACCUAAGUGUGGAAUCUUUUCCGUGUGUGAAAAAAGAGGCUUCCACAUGUGAAGCCCUUUUGAUUUCACAUAUGAAAUCCUCUUUUCACACACGGAAAAGAUUCCACACUUAGGUGGUAAAGUUCAAAAAUCUGCAAAUAAUGAUAACUACUAUCAGGAUUUUUUAUGUAUCAUUAAUAUUUUUUGUGAUAUUCUCUUUGAUACUUGCCCCACGAGAAUUUAAAGCAAAAUUCGCGACUUAUCCAGUCAUUAUUGUGUAUUUUUUUAUUGCAAGCCAAUCUCAGCGGCUUCACUAUACAUUGUUUUUCUUGCCUAUAGUACUUUUUAUAUAGAUUUAUAUAUAUAGUAAGUUGGAUUCUAUAUAUUUGAUAUUAAUUCAAGCAAUUACAUCAUAUUUAAUCACACUAGGGACGUUUGGAUUUGAUAUUUCGCUAAGGGCAGGCAAUCACUCGUGAGGAGUUGGGCCUGAUAUUUAUCCUAUUUUCACUGGGGUUAUUUUUGGGAUACACAAAUUAGCAUGAUAUAUAAUUGCUGGAUGCUUUAUGAUGGUGUCUAGUAAAGAAUUUACGAGAAAUUUUAAGAUUUUGACACUAAAAGCGAUUCUUGCGGUGUGGAUUUUUUGCUUGGGAUUUUAUUUGUGGCCGUCUAGCACUAUUUCUUUAUUUAUCUGGGCUAAUAGCCAAUGUAUGACACUCUUGCUUUCACAUACAGUUGGCUUAUUAGCGCUGAAUACUUCUACUAACACAGUAAAUAUUUAA